GAGUUGGGUUCUGCCGUCCGCCCGCCAAGAUGCUCACAACCCACCCCUCUCUUUCUUCUUGUAUACUCCUGGAUAGAUAAACGUUAAUGUAUAGAUUCUUGACACUCGCCACUCACAUUCAUAAUGACUUCGCAAGACCGAUUGACAACCGCCCUCAACCGAAACAAAGAAUGGGCGGCCCAGACCGCGCAACAGCACCCAGACCUCUUCCCCACAUUAGCCGCCGGCCAACAACCUGAGAUCCUCUGGAUCGGCUGCUCCGACUCGCGAUGCCCGGAGACAACCAUGCUGGGCCUCAAGCCCGGCGACGUCUUCGUCCACCGCAACAUCGCCAACGUGUUACAUGCCGCAGACCUCAGCUCCUCGGCGGUAAUCGAGUACGCCGUGCACCACCUGCGCGUCCGCCAUGUCGUCAUCUGCGGCCACACUUGCUGCGGGGGCGUCGCGGCCGCCAUGGGCAACAAGCAGCUAGGCAUCCUCGACCCGUGGCUGAUGCCGCUGCGCCAGCUGCGCGAGCAGCACCUGGCGACGCUGCAGUCGCUGUCGCCUGAGGAAGCGAUGCUGCGGCUGGCGGAGCUGAACGUGCAGGAGGGUCUGAGGCUGCUGAAGCAGAAGAAUGUGGUGUUGGAGGCUGUUGAGCAGCGCGGGCUGCAGUUGCAUGGUCUGAUAUAUGAUGUUGGGAGUGGGGUGCUUCGCCCUAUGGAUACUGAUGAGCCGGAGGAGGCGGGUAAGGCGCGGUUGAUUGCGUAUAAGACGGAGUGAUAGCAUUGAAGACGGAGCAAUAGGCAUUCAUAUAUCUCCUUUUUCUUUCUAGCGCGUGUCGGAUGAUUUGCGCUAGACAAGAUUCCUGUGUUCAGCAAAGUUUAGAGAGCGAAGCGUCAUGAUU
Molecule: messenger RNA, 886 nt
Organism: Aspergillus campestris IBT 28561
Lineage: Eukaryota; Fungi; Ascomycota; Eurotiomycetes; Eurotiales; Aspergillaceae
Product: carbonic anhydrase
Exons: 2
Coding region: 124-762 (212 amino acids)
Biological process (GO): cellular response to oxidative stress; carbon utilization; cellular response to carbon dioxide
Cellular component (GO): cytoplasm
Molecular function (GO): zinc ion binding; carbonate dehydratase activity
Source: RefSeq, a predicted model, not a curated record